AUGUAAAUAUAUAAUUAUAAAAAAUUUUAAUUUUUAGAUUUUCUACUUUGUAUUUUCUUAAUUUUUAAUUCAAUUAGAGAUAUAUACAUAAUAAGAAAGCUAGGCUCUAAAUAAAUUCAAUAAAAAUUUUUAAGUUCUGAAAAUCUAAAUUAAUUAAUAACUUUUAUACUCCUUUUUAUAACUAAAUAUCAUUAUGAGGGAUUUAAAUUAAGUGUUAUAUUAAUUUUAUUAUCAUUUACAAACCUUUAAUGGUUAAAAUAUGUACAAUAUUAAUAUAUAUCUUUCUGUAUAUCUUACGGACUACUUUUAAUUUCACUUUUAUAUGUACUAUACAAAUUGCCUAUUUAUCACUUUCCAGAACCUUUAGGUAGCUAUCAAAUAGGAUUAAAGUAAAUGGCCAUAAGGGAUAAAUUCCAUACAAAAGUAUCGGUAUAUUACCCUUGUAUUUUUAACGAAAAAAGUAAAAAAUAUACAAAAUGGUGUCAAACAGAAAAUUAUUAAAGAAGUAUGCAUGAAAGUAUGAAAUAUUUUCCUUUGGUACUUCCUUGGUUGAUUUUUAAGAUAAUGACUGAUUUUGUAUAAAAAGUUUAUGUAAAAAAUAGCCCUAAUGCAAAAAUAAUUCAAUAAGAAAAAAAAUUCAAAGUAAUAAUUUUUAGUCAUGGAUUAGCAGGACAUAGAUAAUCUUACUCAAUUUUUACUAAUGAUUUAGCGUCAAAAGGAUAUAUAGUUUUUAGUCCUGAUCAUUAUGAAGAUAUAAGUCCUUAAGAGCUUAUUAAUGCUAUAAAAAAUAAGAACGAUAAUAAUAUGAAUAUAGUAAAAUAAAUUAGAAACUAAUAAUUAAAUGAUAGACAAUAGUAAAUAGCAUAGCUCAUUAAAGUAAUUAAAAAUAAAUAAUAAAUGGAAGAACUUUUUGAGUCUAGAAUUUCUCUUGAUGUUGAAAAUAUUGUCCUUAUGGGUCACUCUUUUGGAGGUGUUACAGCUACUUAAUCGGCUUUUUUAGAUAAAGAAAUAAAGGCUGUUAUUGGGUUGGAUCCUUGGCUUUACCCAUAAGAUGAUUAAUUAUUAGAUUUGAAAUAUAAAAAUCCUAUUUUGUAUAUUAAUACUGAAUCUUUUGCAAUCAAAAAUCCAUAAUAUUAACUAAUUUAGAAAUGCUAGUAAAUAUAUUAAGCAGCAGGAGAUUCUUAAAAUAAUAAAAUUAUUGGGUUCUUAAAAAAUAGUGAUCAUGUAAGCAUGACGGAUAUUUGUUUUAUUAUCCCCUAAGAAAGUGUUUUGAUUUAAAUGAUAAGAUAAACUGAAAAUUUAGUCGAAAUCACAUAAUAAACUAGAAUUUUGGUUAGUCUUUUUUUAGAAAAAAUGGUUUUUGGGAAUUAAAGUAAGGAACAAGUACUUAAUGAAUAUGAAAAAAAUUGUGUUGAAAUGUAUAUAAAAAUAUAUAUGUGUAGAGAUGGAAGCAUGAUGGACAUUUUUAUUUGAGGAGAAAAUAAUAAGGCUUUAGAAGUGAUCAUGAAAAUUUAAAAAUAGGAGGAUAAAAUGUUAUUUCAUGCUUUUAUUCUUAUAUUAUUUAAAAUGAUUUAUAAGAUGAUAUAAUAAUGAAUAGAAGAAUAUAUAAGUUAUAAAGUGAAAAUAUAUAAUUUUAUUUAGUGCAUUAUUUAAAAGAUUCAAUAAAAUAAAAUUUAAUUGAAUAAAAAAAUUAAAUUCAAAAUAUACAGGAAGAAAACUAGAAUAUACAAUUUUAGCAUGAUAAUUUAAAUUAAUUUAAUAAUCAAUAUUCUGAAUUUUUUGUGAAUAAUGAUAAUUAUAAAAAUAAUAAUUAAAUGAGUUCUGUAAAUUAAUAAUAGUUCAAUGAUAAUUUUUAUCCUUAAUAUUCUGAAAAUUAGCAUUAAAAUUAAUAAUAGUAAAUUUAGCAAAAAAAGAUUUCUAAUUAUUACGAAAAUUCAAUUAAUUAUUCUAAUAAUUCUCAAAAAACAGAAAACUCAUAUAUAAAUUUACACCAAAGAAUACAAGAAUUAGAACAUAGGUUAUAUAAAUUAGAAUUUGAUAAAAAAUAGAAUAGGAGUCUACUUAAAUUCCUUUGGAUAAAAAAUUUGAAAAACAAGAAGAAAUUUCCGAUUCUACAGUAGAAUAACAGAAUAAAAUAAGAAUUACUGAAUAUUCCCCUGAAUGGGAUUAUGUUAAGGGAGGAAGUAAAUUUGUCCUUUGUUUUUGGCCAGAUUUAAGUUUUUUGCCUAAAUCAGAUUUAAAAAAAUUCUAAGUUUGCUUUGGAGAAUUGAAAGUUUAAGCUCAAUGUAUUUAACCUGGUGUUAUAAAAUGUUUUGUUCCUGCUCAUAAAGAUGGUCUUAUUAAAUUAUAA
Ichthyophthirius multifiliis is the source of this 2350-nucleotide messenger RNA. RefSeq lists its product as hypothetical. The transcript has 5 exons. Gene Ontology annotation, molecular function: 1-alkyl-2-acetylglycerophosphocholine esterase activity. The record is from RefSeq and is a predicted model, not a curated record. NCBI's taxonomy places the organism in Eukaryota, Ciliophora, Oligohymenophorea, Hymenostomatida.